GAUAAGUUGCCAAGGGGAAACAUUCGAUAGAUCCAGGGGGAGGACGUGAGGUACCAAGGCAGCGCGCCUAGAGUGUGGUGCUUUUGACCAUCGAAUCGGGCAGUACGAAAAUCCGAUCAAGAAGGAGGAGUAAUGGGGGAUGAGUGAUGUUCACGAGUCACGGAGACAAUGAGGGUGAAUCUGUUGGAGUAUAAGAAAGACCAAAUCAUGCUUGACGAUGUUUAUGCCUCGAUAUCGAGUUCUUCUGUAUUCUUAUUUUUCUUUUAUUCGGGCAUAUCCCAUCUAGCUUGCUUGGUUAGUCGGGGCAUAUCCAAGGUGGGAGGAGAGAGCGCGUGUGGUGGGAAUCUGCCACAACAGACGAUAAAUUACACUCUCAAACAGAAUCACGUAUUCAUACAAUAGCAAACAAUCGAACAUCCUUGACAAGGAGUAUAC
This is a messenger RNA of Aspergillus campestris IBT 28561, 435 nucleotides long. RefSeq lists its product as uncharacterized. The transcript has a single exon. Lineage: Eukaryota; Fungi; Ascomycota; Eurotiomycetes; Eurotiales; Aspergillaceae. The record is from RefSeq and is a predicted model, not a curated record. The coding region runs from base 169 to 402 and encodes 77 amino acids.